AUGUCCAAGCUGCGAAGCCUCUACCAUGCACAGAAGCCAGACAUCAGCAUCUCUCUCAGUGAGCGGCGAAGCACUUAUACCACUUUGGACAGGCUGACGGGCAUUGUUUCCAUCACCGCUCCAGUGGAUACUCCGUUUGAUGCCCUGAACAUCGAUUUCAUAGGCACUGCCAGGACCUAUGUCGAAAGACUCACCACAGCAGCUGCCAUCUCCGGACGUUCUGAGGCUUUCCACCAGUUCUUGAAGCUGGAACAACCACCCGCCCAGUUAGCUGCAUGCUUCCCACCUGACAGGAUCUUCAAGGCCGGCAGAACGUACGACUUCCCCUUUGAGUUUGCCAUACCCGAGCAGCUUCUCCCACGAGUCUGUCAACACAAGGUAGCUCAUCCAAUGCUGCGUGAGCUUCACACAAUUCUGCCACCCACGUUUGGAGACAGGGAUGCCGACUCCAAGGCCGAAGGAACCGAGAAAUCCAUCGACGACAUGGUACCAGACAUGGCAUCCGUCCGUUACGGAGUGUUUGUAAAAAUCUGCAAAGAUAAGGAGCAAGGUGACGAAAUUGUUCGGACGACCAUCGCAACCAAGGCCACCAGAGUUCGUGUCAUCCCAGCUGUUCCUGAAGCUCCGCCGUUGGACACAAGCGGCAAUAGAGAAUACACGAUGCGCAAGGAGCGCACCGUGAAGAAAGGGCUCCUGAAAGGAAAGCUGGGUACUCUCGUGAUGGAGGCUGCUCAACCACCAUCAAUGCGACUGCGACCCCGUCGUGGUUCAGACUCCGAGACCUCCAUAGCCACAAUCAUGCUGCGCUUCGAUCCGAUCGACGAGAAAUCACAGCCACCAAGUCUUGGAAGUCUGACGAGCAAGUUGAAAGUGCUCACCUACUUCGCUAGCACUGCCCGCCAAUCUCUGCCAAGCAAGCAAGCAUCUCUCCUCGAUCUGUCCCAAGGUCUACACGCUCAACAGCUGAACCUGUCUUCGCGUUGUGUCGCAAAUGUCGAAUGGCAAGAACACAAAGCUAGCGACGAGCUUCGCCGGUCGGAUUCCGUGACUUCCACCUCAUCUCUGAGCACUGGCGAAACUCCGCGGCCAAGCGAGACUUUCAGGAAGGGUAGAUACUGGACGGCUCGCAUCGUGGUUCCAAUCAAUCUUCCCAAGAACAAGGCAUUCGUGCCUACAUUCCACUCAUGCCUCAUCAGCCGCAUCUAUCAGCUGAAAAUGGAACUUGGUCUACCCGCUGCUGGACUUGCCGGCACCAUGGACCUAAAGAUACCUUUCCAGAUUUCCUGUGAAGGGUCCGCAGGGGUGCUGAGUCCUCGCAGAGUAUCUGUCGAGUCUGCGAUUGAGGGCGUAGACAUCUCGGACGAUGAGCAGCCGCCAGACUUCUUCGAGCCAAGAACCAUCCACAUUCCAUCACCUGAGUACCAAGGCCAGAGCUGGCUUGGACGAGCCGCUCCUAGGGCUCCGCGAGAGUCAUUUAUCGAUGCACCUCCCGGUUAUUCAUACUUCGCGCGUUCGCACACGACGAGGGUGCCGGUCUUUUAGACCAUUACCUCCACGGGCCGCUUUGGCUUCGACCACAUUGCACAUUCGACAUUUUGACGACCUAACGACGUUGUGAAGAAGCAUUGUAUUCGAGUCAGACCAUAUCCAAGUUGGACAAAGUUCCUGGAAUGAUACCCUAAAUACUUUUCGGUUAGCACGGCGUUAUGAAGGGAAAGGGAGAUAUGGAAUAGAUUCGGCGGAUUUCCAA
Messenger RNA from Pseudocercospora fijiensis CIRAD86, 1750 nucleotides. RefSeq lists its product as uncharacterized. Bases 1 to 1542 code for a protein of 513 amino acids. The record is from RefSeq and is a predicted model, not a curated record. NCBI's taxonomy places the organism in Eukaryota, Fungi, Ascomycota, Dothideomycetes, Mycosphaerellales, Mycosphaerellaceae. The transcript has a single exon.